GGCCGGCGGCGACGGCGAGGACAGUCGCGAGAGGCCCCGCGGGAGCCGCCGGCGUCCACGCAGUCCCAGCGUGAGCCGCCGCCGUCGGCACCCCCGGCCGCAGUCCCCGCACCUACGGUGCCCGCCGCGCCGCAGCCGACGCGUGCCCGAGAGAGCGCCGAGCUGCCACUGCCCGCCGGCUGGGAGGAGGCUCGCGAUUACGACGGUCGUGUCUUCUACAUCGACCACAACACGCGCCAGACGUCGUGGAUCGACCCUCGCGACCGGAUAACAAAGCCAUUGACCUUUGCCGAUUGUGUUGGGGACGAACUUCCUUUAGGAUGGGAAACUGUAUAUGAUAAACAAAUUGGAAUUUAUUAUAUGGACCACAUAAAUAAGCUUACCCAGAUUGAGGAUCCAAGAGAGCAGUGGAGGCGAGAGCAGGAACGGAUGUUGAAGGAGUAUUUAAUUGUAGCCCAGGAGGCUCUCAAUGCCAAGAAAGAAAUAUACCAGAUCAAGCAACAGCGGUUUGAGCUGGCCCAGGAGGAAUACCAGCAGCUGCACAAACUGUGUGAGGACGACAGCCGCUCGUAUGCUAGCUCCUUCUCAGGAUAUUCAACAAAUACAAAGUAUGACCCACACCAAAUUAAAGCUGAAAUAGCAAGUCGUCGGGAUAGGCUUUCCAGAUUAAAACGAGAGCUGACCCAGAUGAAGCAAGAACUACAGUACAAAGAAAAGGGCGUGGAGACCCUGCAAGAGAUUGAUCGGAAGAUGUCAAGUGCUCACACCAACUACAAACUAGAUGAGGCACAGGCUAUAAUGAGUGAGCUGCGCACCAUCAAGAAAGCCAUUUGUACGGGUGAGAAGGAACGGCGAGACCUGAUGCAGAGCCUGGCCAAACUUACUGAUAGCUUUAAGAAUAGCUGCUGUAUUACCGACUCUAUCCAAGAUUUUUCUCACAGUGCAGGCGCACUUGGUGAUUCUGGUGUCCCUCAACAGUUCUGUGAUGCUGGCUCUCAGACUGAUACCAUGGGAGAGUUUGUCUUUGAUGACAAAACAAGACUUGUAGACCGAGUCAGACUUAAUUGGCAAUAUGAGGAAGCCCGAAAGAGGGUCGCAAACAUUCAGCAGCAGCUGGCCCAGCUUGCUAAUGAGUCAUGGCCAGGCAUGGCUGAGGCCGACAGGGACCGGCUGCAGCUCAUCAAAGAGAAGGAGGCCCUGCUUCAAGAGCUGCAGCUCAUCAUUCAGCAGCGGAGGUCGGCUGAAGAUGUGGCCAGGCUGGAGGAGGAGAAGAGACGCUUGGAAGAAGAGAUCCAGCGUGCGCGGGCCACAUCUGCACAAGGAGCAACAGAAAGGAUUCUACUUCAAGAAAAAAGAAAUUGUCUACUUAUGCAGCUGGAAGAAGCUACACGCUUAACAUCUUAUCUCCAGUCCCAGUUAAAAAGCCUGUCUGCCAGCACCCUGACAGUGUCCUCUGGGAGCAGCCGCGGGUCCCUGGCCUCCAGCCGGGGAUCACUGGCCUCCAGCCGCGGUUCGCUGAGCUCAGUCAGCUUCACCGACAUCUACGGCCUUCCUCAGUACGAGAAGGCCGAUGCUGAGUGCGGCCAGCUUCUACGCUUCGAUCUGAUUCCUUUUGACUCCCUGGGACGUGAUGUCCCCUUCUCAGACCCUCCAGGCCACCCGGGCUUCCACAAGCAGAGGCGGUCCCUGGACACGCCCCAGUCGCUGGCAUCACUGUCCUCCCGCUCUUCCCUGUCCUCUCUGUCACCCCCCAGCUCGCCCCUGGACACACCUUUUCUCCCGGCCUCGCGGGACUCUCCUCUGGCGCAGUUAGCGGAUGGUUUUGAAGUGCCAGGCCUGGGUGCCCUAGACAGACUGCGAGCACAGGCCUCUGCUUUGGGGGAUGAAGAUUUGCAGGGCACUGCAUUACUUCAACCACACGGAUUCUCUGGGGAUGGGGAAGGACCUCGUGAGCGUGGACCCCAACUGGCUGGGGCUCCCACCAAUGCAACAGUGACUCUGAGGGAAGACAGUGCCAAGAGAUUGGAGAGGAGAGCGCGCCGUGUCUCCGCAUGCCUGUCGGAUUACUCACUAGCCAGUGAUAGCGGGGUAUUUGAACCUCUAACCAAAAGGAAUGAAGAUGCUGAAGAGACUGCUUUUGGAGACACAUGUGGUAAUGACGACCCCCAGAUCCACGUGGGAUUUCUGCAUGACAGUGCCAGCGAAUGUCUUCUUGUGCACGUGCUCCAGCUGAGGAACUUUGCUGGGCUGGUAAUGAAGGAAGACUAUAAAAUCCACGUCCGCGUCUACUUGCCCCCGCUCGACUCUGGCACCCCCAACACUUACUGCUCGAAGGCUCUGGAAUUCCAAGCCCCACUGGUGUUUAAUGAAGUGUUCAGAAUCCCUGUGCAUUCCAGCAUGUUGACGUUGAAGUCACUUCAAUUAUAUGUGUGUUCAGUGAAUCCACAGCUGCAGGAAGAACUGCUGGGCAUUGCUCAGAUUAAUUUAGCUGAAUGUGACAGUUCAGGCGACAUGCAGCUGCGCUGGUACCCUGUGCAGGUCUUCGCCAGCUCAGAGCCACCGAGGUGGAGGGAGAAUGGGCGUGCUGGGGAGAGUGUCUCACGGGACCCUGGGCAUGCCAGCUUGGGAAAGACGGAUGCAGUGACAGUGUUGCUGGCUCGAACCACAGCGCAGCUGCAAGCCGUGGAGAGAGAGCUGGCCGAGGAACGGGUGAAGCUGGAGUACACUGAGGAGGAGAUCCUGGAGAUGGAGAGGAAGGAAGAGCAGGCCGAGGCCAUAUCUGAGAGGAGUUGGCAAGCUGACUCGGUUGACAGUGGCUGUAGCAACUGUACCCAGACCAGCCCCCCAUACCCAGAUCCCUGUUGUGUCAGUGUCAACUCCAUCCAUGGACACACAUUUACUGGCCAGGCAGAUCCUUACAGCUCUGAGAAGCUUCAGCCCCCACCUCUUAAGGUGGACAAGGAAACCAACACAGAAGAUCUCUUCCCAGAAGAAGCAGUGAGCAUCCUGAAGGAGCGGCCCAGCCGCCGCACCCGUGGGACACCUUUUGUUCGUAGUAGCACGAUUGUACGUUCUCAGACCUUUUCACCUGGAGCACGAAGCCAGUAUGUUUGCAGGCUUUAUCGUAGUGACAGUGACAGUUCAACACUGCCCAGGAAGUCCCCCUUUGUGCGAAAUACUUUGGAAAGACGAACCCUUCGCUAUAAACAGUCCUGUAGGUCUUCCCUGGCUGAGCUCAUGGCCCGCACCUCCCUGGACCUGGAGCUGGAUCUCCAGGCAUCUAGAACACGGCAGAGGCAGCUGAAUGAGGAGAUCUGUGCUCUCCGGGAGCUGAGGCAGAGGUUGGAAGAUGCCCAGCUCCGAGGCCAGACCGACCUCCCGCACUGGGUGCUCCGAGAUGAGCGGUUCCGCAGCCUGCUGAAGGAAGCAGAGAGGCAGACACGACAGACCAAACUUGACCAUCAUCAAGAACAAGCAGCUGAGAAGAUGCUAAAGAAGGCCUCCAAAGAGAUCUAUCAGUUGCGCGGGCAAAACCACAAAGAGCCCAUCCAAGUGCAGACCUUCAGGGAGAAGAUAGCAUUUUUUACAAGACCAAGGAUUAACAUACCUCCUCUCCCAGCCGACGACGUUUGAUGUAGUGCAUUGUGCACAGAAGUAUUUAUCUGCCUGUUUUAUUUUCAUGAAGUUCUUAGAUUAGCUAAAUUUGUCUUUAAAAUAUUUGUGCAAAGCUAUUAAUAUACACAUUUUGUAAAAAAAA
Urocitellus parryii (Arctic ground squirrel) is the source of this 3757-nucleotide messenger RNA. RefSeq names its product WWC family member 3 (gene Wwc3). Gene Ontology annotation, biological process: cell migration; negative regulation of organ growth; regulation of hippo signaling. Gene Ontology annotation, cellular component: cytoplasm. NCBI's taxonomy places the organism in Eukaryota, Metazoa, Chordata, Mammalia, Rodentia, Sciuridae. The record is from RefSeq and is a predicted model, not a curated record. Gene Ontology annotation, molecular function: molecular adaptor activity; kinase binding.